Messenger RNA from Anopheles cruzii, 5582 nucleotides. RefSeq lists its product as uncharacterized. Bases 1 to 5229 code for a protein of 1742 amino acids. The record is from RefSeq and is a predicted model, not a curated record. Gene Ontology annotation, biological process: regulation of DNA-templated transcription. Lineage: Eukaryota; Metazoa; Arthropoda; Insecta; Diptera; Culicidae. The transcript has 6 exons. Gene Ontology annotation, cellular component: nucleus. Gene Ontology annotation, molecular function: zinc ion binding.
AUGGAAGGCAAAAAGGUACCAUCCUCGGCUUCAGCGUUGCCCGCCGGUACACCGAGACCCGCAGCAGUUGGGACAAGCACGAUGAUGCCCCCGCCGGAACGUGCCCCAGCAGUGGGCCAGCAGCGCCAGCUCCAACUAUCGACGAUCGGUGGAAGAAACGAGACACCGAAUUCGGUUACCAUUGCUUUGCGGCCCGUCGGAACGCCGCACAAAUCUAUGGUAACAAUUUCUCCCACCACACCGCUAUCCGCGUUCCGAACACCGGGGAACCGUCCGUCGCAGAUGAUCGAUAAAUGUGACAAGGCGGUAAUCACGCUCCGCAGCGGCGGCGGAGGCGGCAGCAGCAGCACCGUUACCCGUGGCCAGGAGCACGGAGGAAUGCAAUCGACGGUAGUUUCGGUGAAAACUCCUCAGGGCGACACACAAGAAGUGGCGAUUAAGGAGCUGCUCUCGGGUGCCGCUGCGGCAGGAGCUGCGUCUGCGGUGCAGAAGAUUGUCAUAUGUCGUAAGGACCUAGCACCGCUAUCAUCGGGGGUGGUUACUGUUCAACAACAGCGGAAUCAACCGGUGCUCGAAGUGUACAGCACUUUGAAAUCUCAGAUCGAAACCGGAUACAGAGUGCAGAUCGGCAGCACUGACAUAAUGUCCCUGCCAAAUCCACAGCUUACUACUCAAACGACGAUUGUAAAGCAACAAGCACUAGGCGCGGCACCGAUUCUGUCACCGGCUGCCGAACAGAUUGGCAAUACGGUUUUUGUGCCUGUAAUUGCACCACAGCCACCGCCUGCUACCACCACAAGUGCUUCGGUGCCAAAAGUUUAUCGUAGUGCUGGACCAAAACAACAGGCCGCAGAAACGGUAAAUAAGGCAUUCGCAUCGACAGCCACGCUUGUCGCGGACCCAAAGGUAGAGCAUUGGGACGGUUCCAGGGUGUUCGUCUCGGGAGGAUCCGAACAAGCUGCAUCCGCUGACUCCAUUGCGUCGAUAGUCCAAGCACAUGUAAUUCCCUUCGGUACCACUAUCAAGGUGAAAUCGCUUACGGCCGCGGAUAAGUUGCCCACAGCGUCGUCCGUUGCUAGCAGCGUGCUUUUGCCGGCCAACAGUUUAUUGAACACGCAGCAAGCGCAAGUCCGCCCGGUGCUGUCCUCAAUGUCAACGGUGUCGACUCCUGCAAAGACGGGCAAUCCUUCCAUCGUUGUCACUCAGCAGCCUGUUGGCAACACCGUGGUCAACAAGCUGAUGAUAACAAAGGGUGGAAACUGUACGACGACGACGACGACGGUAGCAGCCAGUAUUCCUGCGGUACCGCCACUGUACGUUCCCGCAAACGUGGAUAGCAGCCUGCUGAAGGGUCCACUAGCUCCACUGCCCCCCGGUGAAACAGUAGGCGAACUAAAAGGAUUCCAGCGAAUUCCCAUCGUCUUACAGCAAUCGCUACAGCGGCCCAACUUUGGGGUUCCAUUUCCUCCUGUACCGAAAUUGACACCGUUCAACACGAAAGCGACCGUUCCGACCAACGUUGCGCCACCGGAGAAAAGGCUUCUCCGGGAAUCGGAAAUGUCCUCCAAUAGUAGCGCUACUACCAGUGCCAGCAUCAACGGCACCAUGAUCGUCGAACGGUCCGUGGGAAUAGCUGAGGGAAAUAGUGUUUCCACCAACACCCAAGGUGACUGUGGUCAACACCACAGAACGGAAGGAAAAGACGAUGAAGAGAACAACGAUGAAGCUAUGAAGGAUAAUCUCUGUGCGAAUGUUGUUAAAGAUGAGAACGAAACUAGUGAGGCUGUCGAAAUGCUCGAUAGUUCAUUCGUAGCGGAAACAAUCGGCAAACCUUCGCGUACAAACCCGCCAUCGAAUGUCGGAAAACGGGAUGCAGACGCCCUGGAUGGAGAACCGAGAACUUCAGGCAAUCCGAAAAGCUCACGGCUACUGAAGCGUGCCUUUUCGGUGCAGUAUCGACCUGGAACCGAUUUGUCACAAGAACCUACCACGGCCAGCUUUACUGGCCAGCGACACAUGAACCGUCGCUUAUCGGAGUAUCCUAAAGACCAGCAGGUUAUUGAUUCUAUGAAGGAAAAGUGGAACAAAGCGAUCAUUAUCAGUGACCGUACCAAGCAGAGAGACGUGAUGGAACCAGUUGACGGAGCGCAGAACGACAACCCGGUAGGUGAGGGCAGCCCGGUCACCCCGCCAGAAGCCGGCCAAAGCAAACCGGAUUUGUUGUUGCGAUGCAACGAAACCAUCGACCAAUCGGAUGCUUCGGAGGAAAAGCGAGCGCUACGAAAAAAGAGUCGCCAUACGAAAAAGAGCGACGAAAAUCGUGCUCCGGGAACCAAACGGACCGUGUCUACUUCGUCGGAAAGCACUACCGCCACGGGGAUGCUGUUCACCGGACGUCGCCAUUUUCCGGGGGCUGAAAAGAAAGCACAAGAAGCGAGUACGACGAAACGAGCACGCACAUCAUCGGUGACGGUAGGCAAAGUUAGUAGAGGAAAAUUGGGCCGCUUCACGAAACCCGCCAGCCCAUCCGAAUCGUCGUUCAGUGUGCAAGACGAUAAGGAUUUCAGAGAGGAUGUGGAUACGACCACAGUUUCGGACCAUCUACGGUGGUACGACGGGAUCGGUUAUCUUGCCCACAGCACGCUCCACUUUGAGUUCAAUCACUUCGGGCUGGUGAUUCCGAUGGCAACGACAGACUACGAACGUCACUGCACCACCGAUGUUUACCGCUCGUUGCAGCAACCGUUGUCGGAACGGCCAAGAACAGUCCCACCACCUCCAGGAGCACCGCGAGCUACGGAACACAACUACCGGUGCACACAGUGUCGCGCGAAAGGUCGCGCAGUUGACUUCGUUACACCCACUUUCUGUAGUAUAGCGUGUGUAGAAAGGACCAACAACCAAGUGCUAAUCAAGCAUAUCAAAGGCUCCACGCACGCUUACAGCACCGCGGACCAUGCGUCAUGUGAGCUGCCUGAUGGCGCCGGAGAUGGACCGAUGGCACAGCAGGAUAAAAAGGCGCCCGCUCGAUCAGCUACGGUUGUGAACACAUCAACAACGAGCGAUGAAGACUCGAUGAGUUCGCUCAGCUCCAAUUCGAACAUGUUUCAAAAGCGUCCGAAGACUAACCAACGUUCAUUGCUUCCAUCCCCGCCAUCUACCCCGUCGACGGCCGAUAGCAGUAGUAGUGUCAGUAGCCACAGCAACAGUGGCAAGAGCAGUAACAUCGGUCCCGGCGUUAAGCAAACGGUCGAUUUCAACUGGGAAAAGUACCUAAAGGAGGUAAAAGCUGAAGCGGCACCUGUAGAAUUGUUUGUUGGACAACGGGCUCCGCUGCCGGACAAUAUCACGGCGUCCACCACGCGCAUCGUCAAUCCGUUCGUGCAGGGCAUGAAGUUGGAAGCGAUUGAUCCAGAAAACAACUCUUUGUUCUGCGUGUGCUCUGUCAAGACGGUGCGCGGCUAUCGGAUGAAGUUACACUUCGAUGGAUACACGGAGAAUUACGAUUUCUGGGUCAACGCCGAUUCGGUGGACAUCUUUCCGCCCGAUUGGUGCCGAACUACCGAACGUCCACUUCAGCCACCGUACGGAAUAAAGAGCGCUUCGUUCCACUGGAAAGACUAUCUUCGCUCGACGAAAGGGAUCGUUCCAAAGAAGGAGUGGUUCCGGCAUCUGACGGCAAAGCCGCACAAACACCAGUUCGUAGCCGGAAUGUCGCUCGAAGCAGAUGAUCUGCGUAAGUCGGGCAAGGUAUGUGUGGCCACGAUUACCGACAUAAUCAAUGAUCGCCUCCUGAUUCACUUCGAUGGAUGGGACGAGAGGUACGAUUAUUGGGUGAACAUGGCGUCACCUUACAUCCAUCACAUAAACUGGCAUCGGGAGAACAACGAGAAGAUUACGCCACCCCCCGAUUUUUGCCGUCAAUUUGAUUGGGGUCGCUACCUGCGGCAAAAAGGAAAUCAAGCGAAAUUAAAUACGCCAGCAAGCCGUUAUCUGUUCAAAAUGCGGAAACGGAUCGACUUCAAGGUAGGCCAUCGGCUAGAGGUUGUAGAUCGGGCGCAGGAAAGGCUGAUACGACCUGCAACAGUCAUCGCCACCGAUGGCUACGAGAUUAAGGUGUGCUUCGACGGGUGGCCUGCAGCAUACGCUUUUUGGAUCGAGGAUGACAGUCCCAACAUCCACCCCGUCAACUGGUGCGCUUGGACGAACCAUCCUUUGGAAACACCGCCCAACUACAACGUUCAACAACGCGUCACACCGAAUGGAGCUAGUUCGUGCAGUAUUGGAUUUUGUCAGGGAAAAGGGAACUCCAAAUGGCCCCGCAAAAUGGUACACGAUUCUUCUCUGGAGUGUCCGUACAGAAUGACCAACUGGACCAACGAGGAGCGUAAGAAGUUGCGCAUAAACAACGAUGAAGUACAAAAAUUUGUUCAUAAAGUCGUUUCGGCCGAACCCGAGGCACAGUCCGCUGGUGGGGCCCCAAGUGAAUCGAACAAAUUCAAACCAAUCCAGAUCAACACAACUUUUAAAAGAGUAUCAUCGCCAUCACGGCCGAUGGUUGAAGACUCGGUUCCAGACGAACAAAAACUAUCGGCGUCCGUAAAGCGAAUCAAAAUAGAACCAGAAGAAGGCGGGAACGCAUUUUCGUCCCAUGAACCACUAAUAACACCAUCUUCAGCAACAUUAUCACUGGCACACAUGAACCGCGGUCCAAUGGCAUCGAAGAGAAGUCUGCUAAAAAAGAAUGCUGCUGCGACAGUGGCCUGUUCUUCGGAAACUCCCGUCACCAGCCGCAUUAGUUCUUCAGUGCAGCAACACCAGCAGCAACCGCAACAAUCGGUGGCCAAACCAAACCAAACAGAAUACAAUCCCAUGAAAAUAGCGCUUCCCGUAAUUGACGGCUACGGUCCGAGGUUGCUGCACGCUUACGAAAUAUGGCAGAAGCAUUCGCGCUUCCUCGACCAGUGCACGGACCAGAAUGGCGGGUCGCAAAAAAAUCCGCUCUACUGGACGAUCGACGAAACAGCACGAUACAUCGAGAAGCUGCCUGGUUGUAGCGAGUGUGCGGUGAAGAUGCGGCUCGAGGAGAUCAACGGUAAGUCGUUCCUCAGCUUUACGCAGAAUGAUCUGAUGCAGUACAUGGGCUUCAAGGUUGGGCCGGCGAUCAAGAUCUACAAUCGCAUCAUUCACCUGCGCCAGUUGGUGACGAGUAAGUUCGUACAACUCUAGGCGUUCGCGAGUCCGGAUGAAAAGGAUUAUCACGCCUUUUGUCCUCCAAUGUCUUCUUAUUAGACCAAUCUUUUAUUUUAAUUUAAGAAUUAACAUCAUUGUAGAAAGAGUGAAACGCCAGCGACAGGAAGUCGCUCUUUCAUUAUUUCUUUCAUAAAUUAUAUUGUAAAAAUAGAAAGCGAGGAAGAAGCAAUGUUCACAGCGAACACAAACAUAUUUUUAUUGUUAGCUCAACAGUGAGGAAUGGAUGAGUAAUAAAAACUGCGGAUGACUGUAAUCAGUCAACUAAGCAUCGAGAAUUGUACAGCUGAAAUCAAUCAAAAGCAUACGAAUAAAAACAAUAGUUUGUCUGC